AUUUCAAUGAUCCCUUCAGUACUGAAGUUAAGCCAAGAAUACUGCUCAUGGGAUUGAGAAGAAGUGGGAAGUCUUCCAUUCAGAAAGUUGUCUUUCACAAAAUGUCGCCGAAUGAGACUCUCUUCUUGGAGAGCACAAACAAAAUCUGCAGAGAGGAUGUUUCCAACAGCUCCUUUGUCAACUUUCAGAUAUGGGAUUUUCCUGGGCAAAUUGACUUCUUUGACCCUACAUUUGACUAUGAGAUGAUUUUCAGAGGCACUGGAGCACUGAUAUUUGUUAUUGAUUCUCAGGAUGAUUAUAUGGAAGCAUUAGCUCGGCUGCAUCUUACUGUGACCAGAGCCUAUAAAGUGAAUCCAGAUAUCAACUUUGAAAUCUUUAUCCAUAAAGUGGAUGGUUUAUCUGAUGAUCACAAGAUUGAAACGCAAAGAGAUAUUCACCAAAGGGCAAAUGAUGACCUUGCAGAUGCUGGAUUGGAGAAGAUUCACCUCAGCUUUUAUCUGACAAGCAUAUAUGAUCAUUCUAUAUUUGAAGCGUUUAGCAAAGUGGUACAGAAACUGAUUCCACAGCUCCCAACACUGGAAAACCUGCUUAACAUCUUUAUUUCAAAUUCUGGGAUUGAAAAAGCAUUUUUAUUUGAUGUAGUCAGUAAGAUCUAUAUUGCAACGGACAGUACUCCGGUGGAUAUGCAAACUUAUGAGCUCUGCUGUGAUAUGAUAGAUGUUGUGAUUGACAUUUCUUGUAUAUAUGGGCUUAAAGAUGAUGGCACUGGAACUCCUUAUGACAAAGAAUCAAUGGCAAUCAUAAAACUGAACAAUACAACUGUCCUUUAUUUAAAAGAGGUGACAAAAUUCCUUGCUCUUGUUUGUUUUGUCAGAGAAGAAAGCUUUGAGAGAAAAGGAUUAAUAGACUACAAUUUCCAUUGUUUUCGAAAAGCCAUACAAGAAGUAUUUGAAGUAAGAAUGAAAGUAGUAAGAUCUCGAAAACAUCAAAGCCACAUGCAAAAAACUAAAAGACCCACUCCCAAUGGGACACCAAGAAUGCCACUGUAGCUGACGUUUUCUGGCACGGUGGCUAGCAAGUUUUCAUGAAGUUGAUGUGACUUCUGCUUCUCGUUGCACUGAGUGAAGAGGAAAACAAAUGGGACUGAUGUAUUAUAUUAAUUUUUCCUGAACGUUCAGAAAGCACUGUUUAAAUAUUUUUAUCCAAUCAGUUUUUUUCAUAUAGUGAGCACUUUGAGCAGAAUGUUGUAUAUAUAAGCAUUGAGGUGAACACUUGUAAGAAUUUUCUUAAUAUAUGCUGUAAACCUUUUUCAUGCCAUAUUAAGAAAACCAGCUGUGACAGAAAUACUGGGUACAUAAUUUGCACUUUUUCAUGUUUUCCUUGUGGAGUUGGACUUUGAUAAACUUAGUUUUUAUGGUGAUUUUGAUGCAUGGUGUCAGGUAAAAUGUAUGCUGUAGUUUAUUUACCUGCUACAAUCAAAUUGGUUAGUAAACAAUUAAGAAAACUUGGUACAAUGCCUUUCAAAAUUUGUGACAGCUAAUACCUAACAUUCAUACAGAUUUAAUUUCGUAUAUUUUUCAAUUUGUAAACUGAAGAAUAAUUUUGAAGUAUUACAGCAAUAAGCACCUUACCAGGGAUCAUAUCUGGUAGGUAAAUAUUAGCUUUUGUAAAACAGGCUUUUGGCCAAAUUUCAUCCAGAGUUCUCCAUAACACUGGUCAUGCCCUCUGUUGGGCCUGUUUUUUAUUAUUUACCUCAGCAUAUACCACUAAAAUACCUUUCUAUAAAGAUAAUUGUUUUGUAAAAUGGCUCUAUGUUGCACUGGUAUUUUUAUAAGGCUUCAGAGGAGGAUGUUGUAUCUGAAAGGUUGAAUUUACAUUGCUAAGUUUGUUUUGAGAGCCUGCAGAUCUAUAGUUGGCGCAGUGAAGACUCUGACAUCUGAUGUACCGGUAGGAAGUCCUAAAGAUGUGAGCACUGGCUUCUGAUUCCCUUUAAUAGGGGUACAUCUGUGAUUGAAAUCAAGAAGAGACCAUUAAAACAAGGACUGGACAAUCUACCUGCUGUAGUAAGCAGCGUACAUCGCUACUUUUUAUUUUAAUAUUGAACAGGGCCAGACUUGCCACAGGAUCAGCCAGGACAGCAGAGCACUCUCAAACCUAAAAAGAAGUAAAACUUACUUUCUGAGUUCUGUA
This is a messenger RNA of Leptosomus discolor (cuckoo roller), 2190 nucleotides long. The record is from RefSeq and is a predicted model, not a curated record. NCBI's taxonomy places the organism in Eukaryota, Metazoa, Chordata, Aves, Leptosomiformes, Leptosomidae.